AUGGGAGCUUUCUUCUCGUCACAGAAAGGAUACAAAUCCGAGGAAGAUCAAUUCGAAAGACAUUUCAGAGAGAACACUUGUGCCCGCGCUGACAUCAACGAAUAUGACGUGCUCGCUGAAUUAGAUCGAGCUACGAGGCAUUGCGAGAACUUCUUCAAAGUGGAGCACAGAAAGUCUAAGAAGCAAUUUCAGCUCAAGGUUUACGCCAAAUGCAUGAUGUACGAUCGCUGGUGGCAGAGGAGGGCGGUUGAAGAGAAACGGAUCGCUUGGGCUUUGAAGCACCCUCGAUUCGUCCAACUACUAUUUUCGUCCCAAGACGCCAACAAUUUGUAUCUGUUCUACGAAUACCCGACAUACGGGGCUUUCAGCUCUAUAGCUGAUCGGACAUUCGACGAAAGUACGCUCAGGGUGAUCGCUGCGCAGAUUGUUCUAGCAUUGGUGCAUUUGCAUGGGAAACAUGUCAUACACCGUCAGGUUUGCGCAGACUCCAUUUACGUGUUCGCUAACGGUUUCCUUAAGCUCGGAGACCUAACUUUGGCCAAAUACAGUACGUCGUUCCCUCACACCAGGACGAUGCUGCAGUUCCAACCUUUCCUAGCCCCUGAAAUCUUUCGGCCAGACGGAUACGGUAGAGAAAUCGAUUUUUGGGCUCUUGGUAUAUUCCUAUUCAAAAUCGCGUAUCGAGCAUCUCCUUUCGCUAGUGACGGUAAAGAGUCCGAUGCCGAAACCAUGAAGCGUCUAAUCAUAGACGGCAACGUGACCUGGCCUUCCGAAACAAAAGCUGAAGAUCCCCCGCGGAAGUUCAUUGCGGGAUUGCUGCUCAAGGAGCCCGAUCAUCGAAUCGGGGGUCGCUACCAAAAUGCGAAGGAUCAGGAAUGGUUCAAAAAUCUUGAAUGGACACGGAUCAGGGACGAAGGAAUAGAUUUCCAGUUCAAGAUGGAACCCGAAGCGAUGAAACCAAUGGGGAAAUGCGAACUUCCGGAUAGACCAGCAGAUAAAAUCACCCAUUUCCAUGGUUUUUAG
Molecule: messenger RNA, 1023 nt
Organism: Galendromus occidentalis (western predatory mite)
Lineage: Eukaryota; Metazoa; Arthropoda; Arachnida; Mesostigmata; Phytoseiidae
Product: protein kinase 2-like
Exons: 1
Coding region: 1-1023 (340 amino acids)
Biological process (GO): protein phosphorylation
Cellular component (GO): cAMP-dependent protein kinase complex
Molecular function (GO): ATP binding; cAMP-dependent protein kinase activity
Source: RefSeq, a predicted model, not a curated record